This is a messenger RNA of Alnus glutinosa, 1151 nucleotides long. Its product is annotated as syntaxin-related protein KNOLLE-like. NCBI's taxonomy places the organism in Eukaryota, Viridiplantae, Streptophyta, Magnoliopsida, Fagales, Betulaceae. Gene Ontology annotation, cellular component: SNARE complex; endomembrane system; plasma membrane. The coding region runs from base 1 to 1077 and encodes 358 amino acids. The record is from RefSeq and is a predicted model, not a curated record. Gene Ontology annotation, molecular function: SNAP receptor activity; SNARE binding. Gene Ontology annotation, biological process: intracellular protein transport; exocytosis; vesicle fusion. The transcript has 2 exons.
AUGCUGGUGCUCCUGCCACCAUGGUCAAUCCAGAGUAUCUUGCGUGGCUCCUACUUCUCCAAUGACGCUACUUCUUCCUCACAGCCUACAUGUCAAAUUUGUGGCAAGUUGGACCACACUACCCUCCGAUGCUAUCAACGGCAGGAAUCAACCUCUCCAUCUGAAUCUCAACACAGUCCACAAGCUUAUUACUCUUCUCCUGCCCUGCCUAAUGAGGACAACUGGUACCCCGAUACUAGGGUGACUCAUCACGUUACUAGUGAGCUCCAACAUCUCAAUCUCUCAACUGAGGACUACCAUGGUCAGGUUCAAAUCCGUGUAGGAGAUAGAACAGGUUUGCCUAUAACUCACAUUGGUUCUACAUCUCUCACUCUUACUCGUCGUCAAUCUCUCCUUAAACAACUCCAUGUUCCUUUAAUUUGCAAAAAUCUUCUCUCAAUUCGUAAAUUUGCUCUUGCUAACUCGAAACAUCACCACAUCCGCGCCAACGUUGCUAAUAAGAGGCUCUCAGGCUCCAAAGAAGGCACCCCGAUUUACAGGACCAGGAUUGCAGUCACCAACGGGCUGCGCAAGAAGCUCAAAGAACUUAUGAUGGACUUCCAGGGGCUGAGGCAAAGAAUGAUGUUCGAGUACAAGGACACUGUGGGCAGACGCUACUUCACCGUGACGGGGGAGUACCCAGACGAGGAGGUUAUAGAUAAGAUCAUCUCUAACGGAGGCAAGGAGUUUCUGGGAAGGGCGGUGCAGGAGCACGGGAGGGGGAAGGUGCUGGAGACGGUGGUGGAGAUACAGGAUAGGCACGAUGCGGCCAAGGAGAUCGAGAAGAGCCUGCUGGAGCUGCAUCAGGUGUUUCUGGACAUGGCCGUGAUGGUGGAGGCGCAGGCUGAGCAGAUGGACGACAUUGAGCACCAUGUCAUGAAUGCUGCCCACUAUGUCAAGGAUGGUAGCAAAGAUCUUAAGACUGCAGUGGGGUACCAGAGAAACAGCAGGAAGUGGAUGUGUGCCGGUUUGAUACUUCUCCUUGUGCUGAUUCUUGUUGUGGUCAUCCCCAUAGUAACCAGUUUCAGCAAUUCUUGAAUGUCUUAUUUUCUUCUAUCUUGGGAGUGUAAUAGGCUCAACUGGUUUGGUUGAGGGAAUUAAUCAUCCAAUAA